AUGGAAACCCUGGUGUCGGGGUGGAUGACCAGGGCUGGACUCCUGCUGCUGCCCCUUCUCCUCUGCUUUGGGCCAGAGACUGUCGAGAGCAUCAACCCUGUCACUCUCGGAGAGAUUGUGGAUCAUGUAGAUAAGGAUGGGUUGGCUGUUGAAUAUGCCUUCGCCGUCAGCCUGGAGAAAGCCACUUGUGAGAACCCAUCUGGUCUGGAACAGGUGCUGCCCAGGAACAAGCUGUGGGACAUGCAGGCAGCCAUUAACCAAGAGGACAACCUGGAUGACCCAGAUGAAGGGCACAUUGUGGCUCCCCGGAUGAAGAAGCAGGGCGACCAGAACAGCUCGGUGCAGAAGCUACUGGUCCGGACCUACAAUAAGAGAAGCUGCCUGAUCUUCUUCACCAUCCACUCACCCUGCGCGGGGACGUGCCUGCUGGGGAAGAGGCCCCACAACAUCCUAUGGCUGGUGAGCUACAUCUUCUGCCCCAUCGACCACAACUACAAGGCCUUCAUCUUCCGGCAGGCUCGGGACCUGGGUCCCAAAAGCCUGCUGGAGGCCUGGCACCGGCUGCCCAACAUGCCCCUGCUGUGCUGCGACACCAAGGGCUGCGGGGACUGCAGGGGGAACGACCCCAACAUCGACACCAACGCCUGCCUGGACGAGAUGCGAGCCAUGAGGCAGCCGCUGCACCCACCUGGCAGGGGGCAGGAGAGAGAGCAUGGGGGAGAUGGGAGAGCAGAGGAUGUAGGGGAGAGGAGGGGGCACCUUCGGACGGCUGGGGAGAUGAUGGGGGGGCUGCAGGCACCUUAA
This is a messenger RNA of Dermochelys coriacea (leatherback sea turtle), 804 nucleotides long. RefSeq lists its product as uncharacterized. The transcript has 4 exons. Lineage: Eukaryota; Metazoa; Chordata; Testudines; Dermochelyidae. Bases 1 to 804 code for a protein of 267 amino acids. The record is from RefSeq and is a predicted model, not a curated record.